AUGGCCUCCCAAAAUCGCGAUCCAGCCGCCACCCAAAAAGGAACUGAGCCUAGCGAGGGCGCCGCCAGGGGUCCUGUGGGAAACAGGCUACAGCAGGAGCUGAUGACCCUCAUGAUGUCUGGAGACAAAGGAAUCUCUGCUUUCUCUGAAUCAGACAACCUUUUCAAAUGGGUAGGGACUAUCCAUGGAGCAGCUGAUCCGGUAUAUGAAAAGCCAAGGUAUAAGCUCUCCCUAGAGUUUCCCGGUGGCUCCCCUUACAAUGCACCCACAGUGAAGUUCCUCACGCCCUGCUAUCACCCCUGCGUGGACACCCAGGGUAACAUCUGCCUGGACAUCCUCAACGACAAGUGGUCUGCCCUAUAUGAUGUCAGGACCAUCCUGCUCUCCAUCCAGAGCCUGCUAGGAGAAUCCAGUAUCAAUGGUCCUUUGAACACACAUGCUGCUGAGCUCUGGAAAAACCCCACAGCUUUUAAGAAGUACCUGCAAGAAACCUACUGGAAGCAGGUCUCCAGCCAAGGGCCCUGA
Messenger RNA from Castor canadensis (American beaver), 525 nucleotides. RefSeq names its product ubiquitin-conjugating enzyme E2 C-like. NCBI's taxonomy places the organism in Eukaryota, Metazoa, Chordata, Mammalia, Rodentia, Castoridae. The record is from RefSeq and is a predicted model, not a curated record.